Messenger RNA from Didymodactylos carnosus, 674 nucleotides. The record is from the annotation of a GenBank genome assembly. NCBI's taxonomy places the organism in Eukaryota, Metazoa, Rotifera, Eurotatoria, Philodinida, Philodinidae.
AAAGUGAUAAUCGCAUCGCUGCUAUUGGACCAAUUCAAGAAUCUCUUCAACAAGAAUUAUCAAAUGUCAAAGAAAAUAUUGAAAGUACAGAGUUUACAACUCACGAUGGUAUGAAAACAUGGAAAGUGGAUAAUAUUUCAGAAAAAAUGGCUGCUGCACAAUCAGAAAGACAAAAUUCUGUUUAUUCUCAACCAUUCUAUUCAUCACCGGCAGGAUAUAAAAUGAGAGCACGUCUGUAUUUAAAUGGUGAUGGAAAUGCUCGUCGAACACACAUGUCACUCUUUUUUGCCUUAAUGAAAGGUGAAUAUGAUUCAAUAUUAAAAUGGCCAUUUAAUCAUAAGGUAACAUUUUGUUUACUCGAUCAAUCUGGACAAAAUCAACAUGUAAUAGAUUCAUUUCGUCCAGAUAUAAAAUCAACUAGUUUUCAACGUCCAACAUCAGAAAUGAAUAUUGCAUCGGGUAUUCCAAAUUUUUUUCCAUUACCAAUGAUUCAACAAGAUGAUAAUAAUUAUGUUAAAGAUGAUACAAUGUUCAUUAAAAUAAUUGUUGAUUUUGCUGAUGUACCAAAAUCAAUUUUACCAUUUAUAUUUAAUCUCAAUCCUGGUCUACCAUCCCAUGUUCAACAAUGUUUAAUUAAUGAAGAAAUUCAAAAACACGAUACUUCUAAUAAAUAA